Messenger RNA from Nelumbo nucifera (sacred lotus), 931 nucleotides. RefSeq lists its product as uncharacterized. The record is from RefSeq and is a predicted model, not a curated record. Lineage: Eukaryota; Viridiplantae; Streptophyta; Magnoliopsida; Proteales; Nelumbonaceae.
AUGGGUGUUCGAAUGGACUUUGCUUUCACUGAAUCCUGUUUCGGCGGAGAGAUGGAGUGUAUUUCUAAAGAAACGAAGGUCCACAAAUCAGAUGGUUGCAAAUCAACCAAUCGUAGUCUGACACCCCUCUGUGUGUUCGACACGUAUUUGUGUACUGAUUUUUGCCUAUCCGUUCUCACUCUGCUCGGCUUUUUAUUCUCCUUUCUCAAGCUUGGGCUCUUCUCUGGUUUCUUCUGUAUUAAGUUUCGAAGACAAGUAUCAAAGGUUAUUGGCAAACUGGAUCUGGAUCCGGUAGAUGAUAUCAAGGGUAAUAGCGCCCUUGAUCUUGCCAAGGAAAACAGAGUUUCUGCUCAGACAACAGAUAGGUGGAAGCAGAUGGGAUGCGAAGAGAAAAAGGCAGCAGUUCAUGCAGAAAUGAAAAGAGUGAACCAGCUCCCUGCAAACAGCAGUUAUGCAACGCAUCGCUUAAGGGUUCUUAACAAAGUGUUGCAACUUAUGUCAAUUCAGAGGACCCGAUCACAGGAUGAAGAGUUAGAGCUGCUAUUUGCUGGGCUAUCCCUGUGAAGAAUCAUCCAACUUGAAGAGAACUGAUUUUCAAAAUGUAGCGUCUAUAUCAAUCAACUAUGAAAAAGGAUGGAGGCAAAACCUUGUAGCAUAUACUCAGCAAUGACAAAAAUCUAUAGCUUACCAAUCAAAAAAAGAGAAAAAAAAUGACAAUAUCUAUUAGCUUACUGAUAUAUAAUGCUUGUGCAUGUAUACCAAGUUGUUAUUUGCUAUUUUGCGGAUUGGGGUUGAUGUGGAAAUAGUCUCUUGUAACCUUUUCCUUCUCUAUUGAGCGUCUGUGUGUGUGACGUCUCUAUACUGGAAAGUGGGAACCUUCAAGGGACCAAUCUUACUAGUAAACGAGUAAAAACUAUUUUGAUAUUUGGUU